Molecule: messenger RNA, 3105 nt
Organism: Sebastes umbrosus (honeycomb rockfish)
Lineage: Eukaryota; Metazoa; Chordata; Actinopteri; Perciformes; Sebastidae
Gene: tbc1d24
Product: TBC1 domain family, member 24
Exons: 8
Coding region: 235-1956 (573 amino acids)
Source: RefSeq, a predicted model, not a curated record
AGUCUUCAGUGUUGAGCAGUAGAGGUUAUUCUUCUUCCUUGGUGUUUUAAAUGCAUCGCUUUUCCCACAAAUUCAAGCCGAAAUCACAACUCCAAGACAGACAGACAGCCCGCGGACCAGAUGAAGCGUAACCAUCAUGGAUAGUUAAGAAAAAUAGGCUAGCAAAAGGUUAGCAACACCCCAGAGCGUCCCUCCUCUCUUCCCACUCAGGCAGUCCAGCAAGUUUCCAGCACCAUGGCUGAAGAAGACUAUGGCAGCUUCGUGGACUGGAACCAGAUGGGUGAUCUGGCCAAGAGCAGCGGGCCCACCAAGGUAGACUGUAAAGACCUGAAAGAGUUCAAACAGAUGGCACGGCAGGGUUACUGGGCCAAAAACCACAAGCUACGGGCGCAAGUCUACCAGCAGCUCAUCAAAGCCAUUCCCUGUCGCACGGUUACCCCAGAUGCAGAAGUGUAUCGUGACAUUGUGGGGAAUGCGGCCACUAAGAAGCCCUCCUCCCACUUCCCACUUCCAGAGUUUGUGGAUGGAAGUCCUGUGCCGCGGUACAGCCUGAAGACGGAGGCAGUAGCCUCAGCCCACCAGAUUAUCAACUGCGUGGCUGGACAGUUCCCAGAUAUCUCCCACUGCCCGUCACUACCGGCUGUUGCGUCACUGCUCCUGCACUUCAGCACAGACGAGGCUCAGUGUUUCGAGCAUGUCAGCCGCAUACUGGCCUGCAACGAGCCCGGCAGACGCCUGCUGGACCAGACGUUCCUGGCCUACGAGUCUAGCUGCAUGACUUUCGGCGACCUGGCCAACAAGUACUGCACAGCCGCCCACAAACUGAUCGUGGCCACAGCCCAGGAUGUCCUCGAAGUCUACUCAGACUGGCAGCGCUGGGUGUGGGGCGACCUGCCUUUCAGCCACGUGGUCAGGGUCCUGGACGUCUACCUAGUGGAGGGCUACAAAGUCCUCUUCCGCGUGGCCAUAGCAUUGCUCAAGUUCUAUCGCAAGCAUAAAGCAGGCGCUCAGGGAGGCCAGGGCAACCAGCAGCAGGAUUCAAGCAAAGUCAAGGCGGACAUUCAGGCUUUCGUCAAGGGCAUCGCCUCCACCGUCACGCCCGACAAGUUGCUAGAGAAGGCCUUCUCCAUCCGCAUGUUUAGCCGGAAGGAGAUCACCCUGCUGCAGCUCACAAAUGAAAAGUCCCUGCAGCAGAAAGGAAUCACUGUCAAACAGAAGCGUUCCAACAGUACUAGGCGGAACGUGCAGCUGGCACUCAACCCCGACACCUUCUCCUCAGAGAUCGUCAGCGCCAAGGAGAUGCGGGACAUCUGGUCGUGGAUCCCCGAGCGCUUUGCCCUGUGCCAACCACAACUCCUCUUCACAACCUCCACCCAUGGCUGCAGCCUGAACAGAUUCUACUCACAUUGUGAAGGCUACGAACCCACGCUGCUCCUCAUCCGGACCAUAGAUGGCGAUGUGUGUGGAGCCUUCCUGUCCACAGAUUGGGAGGAGCGGAAGAGAGGAGGCAACAAAUUGAGCUUCUUUGGCACAGGGGAGUGCUUCGUCUUCAGGAUGAAGCCAGAGAUGGAGCGCUACGAGUGGGUGGUGAUCAACCACCCUGAGUUGGCCUCCUCCAUCAAGACUCAGGGCCAGGAAGACACAGCCUCCUCUGAGGGGCAAAACUCCGACAACAAUGUCUUACAGCAGCCAGAGAAACCCGUCGGAGAGCUGUCGCCCUUCCUCUCCGCCCGCCACUUCAACCUCACCUCCAAGAAUACUUCCAUGUUCAUGGCCGGCAACUUUGACUCCAUCAUAGUGGGUGGAGGCGACGGCAACGCUCUCUACAUCGACUCCGAGCUCAACCACGGGCGCGCUGGCAGGUGCGCCACCUUCGACAACCCGCCCCUGUGUGCUGAGAGCUUCCAGGUUUCACUGCUAGAAACGUGGGGCUUCCAGGAUGCCAUGGCUUCAUAAAGCUGUAGACACAAACACACACACUACACGUACAUACAUGUAGAUCCAUACAUGCAUAUUCAUGCUCAUGCUCAUGCAUUUUAACACUUCAUCAUGUUAAAGCAGAAAAUCUUAUUUAAAGAUUAAAAACAGAUAUGAAAAUGUCCAGCAAAGUGUUAGAGGUGGAAAACACAGGUAUGCAAACAGAACUACGUCCGUCCUUCAAAUUCAUAUAUGAUUAACUCUUUUUUAUUUAUUAAUGUAGUUAAUCCAAAUUUUCAACGUGUGAACAAAAAUGUUUGUGUUUAUUUUUGUAAUUUACAGAUUUGUAUCAUGGUGUGCUAAUUAUUUUAAAGUGUCUGGUGUAUGAAAGAAGUCAGGAUCAGCUCUUGAUGAAGCCAGUUUAUUUACAUUUUUUUUUAAUAUAUUGGAUGCGGUUUGUUCAUGUUCAUGCCGAGCUGAAACAUUUGAAUUUCUGAAUGUAAAUUCAGUCUUUUGUGUUCUGUGGUUCAGCUCAAUCUGCCAAAUUUACUGUCUAGCUAUCGCUGCAGUCCUUAAAAAAUAUGAUUAACUAGGCGAUAAUGUUUAAAAAUGUGUGAAGUUUAUUUGGUGAGAUGUUUUAAAAAAAUGUUGGAAAACUGAGAUGGACGUAGUGACGUUACAGGUCAACUAAGUUUUCGGUCAAGUCCUGAUGACGCAUUUACCCCCACUUCGAUUUGCUGUACUUACAGUACGUGGGAGAUCUGCUGAUGAAUUAAUGUGGUAAAUGUUUGUGAAUACCAGUGGUGAAUUUGAGUGUUGCCAUUUUGCACCGUAUGUCAAAGCUUUUCUUUUGAACGAGUGGCGGUUCCUCCUUUGUAAAGUAUAUUAAUGUGAAUAACAGAAGAAACUUUUUAAGAAAAAAAAAAGAGAUGUAUGUGGUUUACAAGUAAUGGAGAUAAAUUCAGUUUUCUCUUCUUCUUCCUACCCUUUUCCUGCUACAUCCGUCCUUUCCAGUGUGAAGAUGGUUACAAAAGAAGUCCAAAAUUGUGCCCUGUUGGCGAAGUAUUGUUGGGGGGUUAUACACCCUGUUUGUAUCUGUAUGUUCAAACAUGUGCUCCAGUGAAAUAUCAUUUGAGUAACUACAGAUGUAUCCUACAUGUGAAAAUACAGCAAUAUGCUUUCAAUAGA